Molecule: messenger RNA, 2945 nt
Organism: Colius striatus (speckled mousebird)
Lineage: Eukaryota; Metazoa; Chordata; Aves; Coliiformes; Coliidae
Gene: BRD3OS
Product: BRD3 opposite strand
Exons: 2
Coding region: 473-742 (89 amino acids)
Source: RefSeq, a predicted model, not a curated record
GCGCCUCCGCGGCUGCUGGGCCGAGCGGCGCCGGGGCCGGGCCGCGCCGCGCACCACGGUCUGCCCCAGGGCUUUGGGAAUCGUCCUUCAGAGAGGCAGAACCCAUCCGGCGCUGCUCAGCCCGUCCCGCUGCGGAGCAAACCCACGGCCGUGGAGACACCGUCCUGCCCGCUGAGGUGCUUCACGGGCUCCCAGCCAGCGGCUCGUGUGCGUGUGGUCCCUUUGCAAGAUGAGACACGUGGCGGCAUCACCACUGAUAAGCUUUCAGAAACCCUGGCUUCUUGUUUCUGAGGCACACACAUCCCUGCUGGCUCUCCCACGUGGAGUGUGCACCCACCAGCGGCUCGUGGCUCCUGGGGGUGUUCUCCUCUGAGCUCGAAGCAGCAGCAGCAGCUGACCUAGGCUGACCCAGCACGGUGUAUUUCGGAGCUGCAGGGCAGGAGCUGUGGCCUGAGGAGCCAUCCUUGAGCAGAUGACUGACAGUGUCAUGAACGGGAGGGUCCCUCUGCCUGAGAAAGCCUUGUCCGAGGGCUAUGCCCGGCUGCGGUACAGGGACACCUCUCUGCUCAUCUGGCAGCAGCAGCAGCAGAAACUGGAGUCAGCUCCCCCCAACACUUACCUGAGCCGGAGCCGGAGCAUGUGGUACUCGCAGUACGGCAACGAGGCCAUCCUGGUGCGGGACAAGAACAAGCUGGAUGUCUCCAGGGACACGGGCCAGUCUAAGUUUUGUGCCAUUAUGUAAUUUCGGUGGGUUUGCAUCAGAAAACCACACGUGGAGACGAGUCAGACUCACAUCAAGGUGGGGUGAUGGCUCUGCACCACCCUCCUGACAAGGCAGCGUGUGGGGGGUUGGCCACAAAGGCUCGCUGAGGUUGACAUUUGUUUUCACUGUCGGUAGCAUCAGGUUUUUGCAUGUCAGUGAGCGUGUGUGACAAAUACAGCCUCCCUCGGGGCCUCACGAGCCUGUGCUUGCUGCCUGGCAUCUUGGCAGGGUCCACGCUGGGCCAUGUGUUGCUUCUAAGUGGCUUGUGUACCGUGAGAAACACCCGCUGUCAUUUGGGAGCCAUCCCCAGCAGCCACUUCUGCUUGUUAGUCCUCGUGUGUUGCCAAAGCUCUGCUGGGAGAGGUGAGCACAGAUCCAUCAAGGCUCAGAUUUUAGGAAGGUGAGCUGCAAAAACUUCCAGGCCAUUGCUUCUUCUUACCCUGCCUCCCUUUAAACACUGCCCUGGAAGUGGUCUCUUUACAACCACCUAAUGGAGUGAUUUACUGGGAGGAGGGAAGAGGGAAUUAAUUCCAUCUGAGCUUUCAAACCACCUGGCAGGAGAGGUGAGCUGCAGGUUCACCCUUCUCUGAUGCCACAGUUUGGUAUCGUGGCAAUCACAGACAGGAUCUCUGUGGCGCAGGGAGAUCCCCAGCCCAUGCUUCAGGAAGGGAUCACCAAGUGAACCUCUCUGCCAGGCCCAGAGAGCAGCAGGAAGAAAGCUCCUGUAAAUAGCCACAUACCUCCUGCUAAGGGACACAAGGAAACUCCUGCCCAGCGGCUUCCUGCCCCAGAGACAGAAGGAAACAGUCUACAGAAGCUUGUUGUGCACCUGAGUUUCAAUGCAUGCAGUAGCUUGGAAGGGUUUGUCCCCUAACUUGGGUUGGAUAAUAGAUCUGGUGCAUGCAUUUUAGAAGUUGUGCCUGGCAGUGUUUAACUGACUGAAGGAUUUUAGGAGGGAAAAGUACAACAGUCGCACUUUUGGGGAACAGAGGCUGCUUUCGGGUUGUUUCCGUUGGAGCUGAGUCCUCACCUUGCUGAAGGCAACAAUCAAGCGGAGAAACUCAACCCAGCAAGCACCUGAGUCUUUAUCAGAAGCAGUGCUGCUUCCAGGGGUGCUCAUGGUGUGAAAGCUGGGCUGAGGUCCUGCCUGAGCCAUCCCACUGCAGCCCCCCCUGUACCUCAUCCAGCAGCGCCGGGGCUCAGGCUCAGCUUCAGGCAGAUCAGUAGUUGAUGUUGCCUUCAGUAAUGGAUUAUUUCCUCUGCCUAAAGUUAGGCACAGUUUGUUAACUUCCUUUAAUUUAUCUAAACCCUCUUCUGUGGUGCUUUUGUCAAGCACUUUAUUUAUUUAUUUAUUAGUCGAGGAGGGAGCCCUUCCCCGGGGUUUCAGUUCUCCCUGUGCCAAACCCCACGUGCUGAGCAGGACAUCCCUGCUUCACCCUGCUUUGGUGUCCUCAGCCCUGAUACAUAUCCUGUAUCUGCACUGCAAACCACAGGCAGCUCAUUUGUGGGGGUAUUUUUGUAUCUUAUUUAUGCAUGUGGUGGUGUUUGGUACCUUCUGUGUGAGCUCCUCAAGCUAAACCUGCUGCUGGGCCUCGGUGCGUCGCAGCCCUCUGCUCACUCGUGUCAGGCCUCCUCUUGCCAGGACUAGUUCUGCCUGCAAAAUAUUUUGGUGAGUAAAGGUUUUUCAACAGGGGAAAGACAUUUGACAUGAUCACAGCAGUGCCUGUUUAGGGGCAGGAGGCCACGAGCCCCUCUGGAGCAGGGGUGAGAAGGGCCUGGAGAGGCAGGAGUGGGAGCUCGGGGCCUUUCCAGCAGCCACACUGAGAGCUGAAACAACAGCACAUCCCCUAAAGCACCUGUUUUUCUGUACUUAUAGAAAAAAAACACACAAGAAGGUUCAUUGUUUGGGUGUAAUCAGUCUAUUUAUGUGGCUGAUAAACCAAAAAGCAGUUAUUUUGAGUGGUAAUUGUUCUGUACAAGAACACUGAACUGUGUGCAGGAACUUCCAGGACUGAGGCUGGGCAUGACUGCACAGGAAGAGUGUGGUUCUCCCAUCUCCCCAUGGCUGUGACUCUGCUCAUUUCCAUCUGUAUGUGUCCUCAUCAGUCACAGCAGGUCAGCAGAGGGGCUGCUGUGGGUGAGCAUUUCUGUCAGCCACUCCUCUAGUGUUGGUGUUUAAAAU